AUGGCUACCUCACAGCUCACUGGUUCUCGUUCAAAAACGAAAAGAAGGCAUCUCGAUACAGAUAGUGUCGUGUCGUCUGAUGAUGAAUCUUUACUUAAUGUAGAAUCGUGGCCACGAUUUCUGGUUGUCGAAGGAGUUGAUGGAGAGCCUCUCAGAAUCAACCCCUUUGUGGUUUCAAAAUCUAUCCAAGGGAUAUGUGGUACAGUACAAAACGUCACUCGUCUCCGGUCUGGUUCCCUGCUUGUGGAAUGCGCCAAGAGACAACAAUCUCUCAAUCUUUUACAAGCACAUCAUUUUGCAAAUACAGAGAUUGUUGUCUCAGCACAUAAAACUCUGAAUUCAUGUAGAGGCAUUGUACGCGACCGUGCAAAGUGCCUCUCAGACAUGUCGGAAGAGGAGAUUGUAGCAGAAAUGAAGCCUCAGGGUGUUACAUCUGUCAAACGGUUCAAUAGAAAAGAUGGUGAAAUAUUUGUGAAGACAAAUACGUACCUGUUUACUUUUGCCCUUUCAAGGAUCCCUUCAUCAAUCAAGGCCGGAUAUUUCAACAUCGGAGUGGAUGUGUAUAUACCAAAUCCACUCCGUUGUUUUAAAUGUCAGCAGUUCGGACAUGGAGCUAAAUCCUGUCGCAACUCAGCAGUUUGCUCCCGCUGCAGUAAGAAACAUGAUGGCACUGACUGUACAGAUACCAUCAAAUGUUCAAACUGCAGUUGUGACCACAUGUCGUCAUCUAAAUCGUGCCCUUCCUUUGUGAUUCAGACAAAAAUACUCAAAUUAAAAUAUACUAAUGAUAUCUCAUUCUCAGAUGCUAAGAAACUUCUUCAGAUUGAAUCAACCUCAUCCACCCAUUCACUGACCUACUCUGCUGCAGUCUCCUCUGCUGCUGUCUCCUCUGCUAUCAAAGUGGAUAACGGAUGCCAAACAGCUAUUAGCUGGGUGUCAAAUGAACGAACCAUGUUGUUUCAAAUUGAUGCUGAAGAUACCACCACUUCCCCCCAAUCCACUUCAAAACCUUCACAAACGGAACCUCUGCCAGAAAAUGAACCUCACUCACUCACUCACUCUCAACUUGAUACCUCUCCUGUACCUGAAAGUGACAAAAGAAAUGAUGUGACCCAAACCAGAAAAGAAAGAAAGCAACAAAGGAAAAAAGAAUCUAAGGCACUUAAACAUAUUAAGGUGCCUUCACCCUUGACAUUCCCUCUGGAGGUUCAAAAUCCCUUUGAACCUUUAGAUAUGGAGGUCUCUCCAUCGCUGUCAUUACAGCGUAAAGGACCUUCUCCACGCUCACGAUCUCCAAUUGAGCCACCAUGA
Messenger RNA from Haliotis rufescens (red abalone), 1311 nucleotides. RefSeq lists its product as uncharacterized. The record is from RefSeq and is a predicted model, not a curated record. The coding region runs from base 1 to 1311 and encodes 436 amino acids. The transcript has a single exon. Gene Ontology annotation, molecular function: nucleic acid binding; zinc ion binding. Lineage: Eukaryota; Metazoa; Mollusca; Gastropoda; Lepetellida; Haliotidae.